AUGGGCUCCAUAUCUCCUUCGCCACCCCUUCAUAUCGCCAUCGUCGGUGCCGGGAUAGGAGGACUCGCGCUGGCCAUUGGACUACUUCGUCAAGGGGUUCCCUAUACACUCUAUGAGGCAGCAGGGGCCUACAGCGCCGUCGGAGCGGGCGUCGGCCUCGGUCCCAAUGCUCUCGCGGCCAUGGACGCGAUCGAUGCACGUUUCCGCGCGCUUUACAACCAAAUCUCGACGGGCAACGUGACGCCAGGCAAAGACCAUGUCAUGAUGGACGCGAUGCUGCUCGAGGACGGGUUCGGGGAGAAACGAGGCUGGAAGCCGGCCCCCUACGGAGCACCAUGCUACGACCGAACCAGCGCGCAUAGAGUGGACCUGCUGAAUGUCAUGACCAGCUUGAUCCCCAUCAGCACGGUCAAGUUCAACAAGCGGGUCAAGACGGUGGACCAAAAAGCAGAAGGAGGCGCAAAAGUCACAAUCACUUUCGAAGACGGAGAGGUGGUCGAAGCCAGUGCCGUCAUCGGAUGUGAUGGAGCAAAAGGCGCCACGAGGCAGAUGGUCUUGGGAGAGAAAUACCCCGAUCAAGUGCGCGCGACGUACAGUGGCAAGUACGUCUAUCGUUCGAUCGUGCCCAUGGAGGACGCCGUCAAGAUCCUCGGAAAGGACGCCCUGGGCGACGAGAUCGCAGGCGAUGCAAAGAUGUUCAUCGGCAAGGGCGCCAACGUGACGACAUUCCCCAUCUCCAAGGGCACGCAGUGCAAUAUGGUCGCCUUCAAACUGGAUGACAAGCCAUGGACAUAUCCCGAGUGGACGCAGCCGGUGACUCGAGAGGAGAUGGUGAAUGAUUUUGAGGAGCUUGGGGUGGACAAGAGGCUGAUUAAGAUGCUUGAUUGGGCAAAGCCACUUCGCUGGUCCAUCCACCAUCACUUGACCACCCCCGUCUACUACAAUGGCCUGAUCUGCCUCUUGGGAGACUCUGCCCAUGCCACAACCCCACAUCAAGCAGCAGGCGCAGGCCAGUGUCUCGAAGACGCCUUGAUCCUGUCGCGACUCCUCGGCCUCGUUUCGGCGCCGGAUCGGGAUCAGUUGGAGGCGGCAUUCAAGGUGUACGACGAGAUCCGACGUCCCCGAGCUCAAAAGGUCGUGCAGACGAGCAAACAGGCUGGACUGGUGUACACGCUGAGCGCACCGGGGAUUGGUGACGACCUGGACGCGAUCGUAAAAGACCUGAACCAUCGUUUUCUGUGGAUCUGGGAGCACGAUCUGAUGGCCGAUGUGGACAGGGCGGAGAAGGAGUUCAAAGCCCUCACCAGAAAGGAGCCCGAGACGAUGAACAUGAAGAGAGUCUCUGCGUCAGUGGUGGAAAAGACGGCUUUGACUGCAUAA
Capronia coronata CBS 617.96 is the source of this 1380-nucleotide messenger RNA. RefSeq lists its product as uncharacterized. Gene Ontology annotation, biological process: secondary metabolite biosynthetic process. The record is from RefSeq and is a predicted model, not a curated record. Lineage: Eukaryota; Fungi; Ascomycota; Eurotiomycetes; Chaetothyriales; Herpotrichiellaceae. Bases 1 to 1380 code for a protein of 459 amino acids. The transcript has 2 exons. Gene Ontology annotation, molecular function: FAD binding.